ACAUGUUUAUUAUUGUUAUUGGUUUUUCAAUUGAAGUGCAAAAAAUUGGUUAAAAAAAUUAGUGAAAAAAGUUAAUAAAAAAUGAAAAUAACUUGUCGAAUAUGUAAAAUACAACAAGGAGAAUUCUUUACGCUUGAUAGUGUAGUACCUGUUUAUGGUCGAAUGGAACACAAGCUAUUGGAAAUAUAUAAUAAAUGUUUUCAAUUGAAUGCCCAACAACAAGAUGCUUUGCCUCAAGUGGUGUGUUUGACGUGUUUGGAAAAAUUAAAAGAAUUUUAUGAAUUUCGAUUGAAAGCCGAAAAAACUGACUUGGAAUUAAGAAAAGUUUUACAAGAAUCCCAAGAGCAAGAAAUAAAAUCUGAAUUAUUGGAGAGAUUUCAGCAAGAGCCCAAUAAUAAAGGCGAAAUAAAUGCAUCAUUGCCAGCAAUUAAACCAGAAUUGGAAGAAGAAGUUAUUACCACUGAAGAUGAAUACGAAGAUGAUGAAGAACGUUAUGAAAGUGAUGCCAAAACACAACAACAGGAGGACGACGAGGAAGAAGUUGAAGAUACUGAUAUUUUAUUUGAACUAUACAAUAAGAAUGAUAGUUGUAUGGAAAACUAUCUAAAUUUUGAUAAAGAGGAAGAGGAAUCUGAAGAAAUAAUAGAAGAAGACUACAACAGUGAUCAUGUAGAACAUGAUAAUGAAAUUGAAAUGAAUAAAUCUCUAGUCGAUGAUAUUAAUAAUGCUCAAAUAAUAGAAAGCGAUAAAAUACAAUCAAAUAAUACUAGCGAUGAUAUUGAUGCAAUAAAUUUAGAAUCACAAAAGAAUAUACCGAUCGUAGAAAUUUCAAGACUUCAAUUACCAUUAGAAACAGCUCAAGUUCAGACAAUAAUGUUGGAUCCCUUGGUUGAAAGUAGAAAAUGGCAGUGUGCUGAUUGUGGACGCAAGUAUUUGACAGAAGAGAAAUUGGAACAACAUCGUAAACUGCAUAAUCAAUCAGAGGAUUGCCAGUGUGAAAUAUGCGGUACACAUCUUAAGUCCCUCUAUGAUUAUCGUGAACAUAUGAAGACUCAUGGAACGGAACGUAAAUUUUCUUGCGAAUAUUGCGACAAGACAUUUUCUACUCGCGCCAAUCUAAAGGCUCAUCUAUAUAUUCACACCAAUUUACGGCCUUUUAAGUGCGAAAUUUGUGGUAAAACAUUCCAACAGAAAUCAAUCUUAAAGACUCACAUGACAUUGCAUACGGGUAAACCAUUUGAAUGUACUCUCUGUCAUCGACGUUUUAGUCGAACAGCUCAUCUUAAUAUCCAUAUGCGUCAACACAAUAACAUACGUCCAUAUCAAUGUACCGAAUGUCCGAGCUCCUAUAUGCAAAAGUCCCAUUUAGAUCGUCACAUAUCUAGCUCACAUUUGGGUGUACGCUUUCAAUGCACUAUAUGCGGUAAAAUGUACACUAAGAAGCCGUCCUUGAAUACUCAUAUGCGUGAAGCCCACUGUACAACGGUGUCAUUAUACAAUUGUAAAAUAUGUGAUUUGGAUUUUGCAAAACAAAAAGGAUUAUAUUAUCAUCUAAAAUCCAAGCAUCCCGGUUACAAUAAAAAUCAAAUGUAAAAAAAAAACCAAGUGGAAUAUUAGAAAAAGUAAAAAUUGUAUGCAAUCUUUAGUUUUUAUUAAAAAUUUUAUUUACAUUAAUAUGAAAAAAUGUAUUUUUAU
Molecule: messenger RNA, 1695 nt
Organism: Lucilia cuprina (Australian sheep blowfly)
Lineage: Eukaryota; Metazoa; Arthropoda; Insecta; Diptera; Calliphoridae
Product: zinc finger protein 510-like
Exons: 3
Coding region: 82-1593 (503 amino acids)
Biological process (GO): regulation of transcription by RNA polymerase II
Cellular component (GO): nucleus
Molecular function (GO): RNA polymerase II cis-regulatory region sequence-specific DNA binding; zinc ion binding; DNA-binding transcription factor activity
Source: RefSeq, a predicted model, not a curated record